AUGCUCUCUCAUCUGCGGUUCCACCGAAGAGGGGGGCCGACUACAAACCCCCCAGGACCCGACUAUGACAGCCAGUACUCCUCUAACCACGACAGAUACAACGACCAUAUCCCCCUCCUCGCCACUCCCCUCAGCAACUCGGUUGCUUCUGCCUCAAGCAGGGGCCCGCCCUUGCUAAACAACUUCGACACAACGGCUCCUUCACAACGAGAUGGAGCUGGGUCCUCCCUCCGAUCCUCGCUACCGCCUAUGCUGCCCCCCAUUGCCCGAGUAGCUUCUCCAGACGGCGAUCGAGAGUCUAUCGAGAGAAAGCGCAGCGAUGCUGCCGGCUUGGUGACCCAGAAAGAGAACUGGCCCUCGCCCUCAACCCAGCAGCGUUCUCAACCAAGCAACAUGAUGGAAUCUGGCUUCAUUGGCGGCGUGGCUCUCGAAAAUUAUCGCCGGGGCCUAAAGGCUCAAGCUGACAGUCGUCAUGAUUCUGCGCCAUUCCAAACCCCGUCGACGACCGAACGCCGGCGGCCAAUGCCCGCUCCAAUUGAUACCAAUGUUCAGCCAGGAGCUUAUGUGUCUGGGCAGCCCGUCUUCGUUGGCGGGCACUCUCUGCAUUCGAACCCGGCUUCAACAGCAACAGGACGACGCGGCCCCAACAUGAGGGUUCCCGCUGAUUAUUCCACGCUUCCACCGAACCCGGUCAACCUCGAGCCACAAAAGACCAAAAAGUCUCUUCCGUUUUUGAAAAACCCCAUGUCGACUCUUUUGAUGAGAAGGAAGAACAGCCAGCAUGCUCCAGAUUUCUUACCCCAGCCGAUGAGUGGUGAUACCGACGAGCCAAUGUACGAUCCACGGAUCAGGGGGACCCGAGUUCAUGAUUUCAGUGCUCCUAGACGACCUCCUGUGCAGUCCAAACCCCCCCAGAAUGGCCAGGUAAGGAACGAUGCUCAGCAGCCUACAGUAUUGCCGGAACAAAGCAACACCCAGCCUGCAAUACCUUUGCCUCAUCAACCCCAGCGUGCCGCCUCAUCGGCGGUCGCUCGACCAAGCUCUACACAUGGCCGUAUCCCUUCACCUGCGGGAUCUCAAAAGCCCAGGGCAUCACGCAUGAGUGACGGCUCAAUAGUAUCACCCCUUCGAGCUGUCAAUUCCACCAGCACCACACGUUCAGGCAACCCCUCGUUAGCGUCCGACAUGUCCAAUAAGGACCGACUCUCUAUGUUGCCACGACACAUGAAGAGCACUUCUUCCCGAUUCAGUUUUGACAUGAUCGGUGCCGCCAAUGCCGAGAAGUUGUUGGAGGAGAGACACCGGCAACGAGAAGCCGAGAGGAGGAUUGCGCAGGAGGCAGAACCUCAACCUAGAGACUCCCAUGACUCACGAUAUGACGACUUUGACGAUGAUUCGUUUGACUAUGACGCGAUGAUGGACGAUGACGGGUUGGAGGAAAGGAUUCCGGGAGUGAAUGCGGAUUACGAAGAAGAUUAUUAUCUUGAGGAGGAUGUAGAUCUUGACGAUCCCGACAAUGAUCAGGAGAAUUUCGCAGGGUUUUCCUUUCAAAGGUCAGCCGAUUCCUCGCUCAUGCCAACACCCAACCCAGCGAUGGCAACCACCCCCCGCGACGAAGAGGGCCACAUUAUUGGCUUUGCGGCAUCCCGAGAUAUCCCACGGGCUCUUUUUGGCGAGGACGGCGAAAAUCAGCUGGACCCCAAUCUACUGUCCCCACCGGCCGGCUUGGGUAUCCAAAGCCUUAGUGACCAGCCGCUCUCAGGUUUUGGAUCCGAUGAUCUGGCCCAGGUGCUCGCAGCAGAGGCGAAACGGAAGCUUGAACUGGAUCAGUAUUUCAAUGAAGGAGCGGUCGGAUUUGAAGACGAGUUUGCCGAGGAUCUUGCAUCCAUACUUGAAGAGGAUGACGCUCCAUUUGAUGAGUCAAUCUUUGACAGGAAUGACACGGAUCAAUAUGGCCGGCCUAUAGCUGGGGCUUUUGCAAAGGCCCAGGCGGAGGCCCAAGCCGAGAUGCAAUCCCAGACUCCACAGCAAGAAGAGGAGGGACAUCCUCCCGAACGACACGGAUCCGAUAUGAGCUCACGAUACUCAGGGCAAUCUGGGAUAUCGCGCUCAACAGCCCACACGUCGCUGAGCACUGAUGCUGCGCGCCAACGGAAGGCUGAGAAAGAAGAGACAGCCCAGCCUGGCCCAGAAACCGCACCAAACUCAUUCGCCCAAGAUCAAGGUUCGAUGGAAGCAUACCAAGCCGCCCUGGCCGCAGCAGCCCAUAAGGCUGCAGCUUCCGGAAAGUUCCAGUGGGGCGCAGCUCCAAGAGGCGAAGACGGAGAACAAGAUGAAGCAGAUGGCUUUUCCGGGCAUGGUGGGUCACCUAUUGCUGAGAGCGUGGGCAGCAACGAUGAGUACGGGUUCUCGUCAUAUGAGAAUAUGGAUGAUUUUGAUCUCGACGAUGAUGCUAUCAUUGCCGAGGCCAAUGCGAGCGCACUAGCCAAUGAUUCCGAUGGAUGGUAUGGCCAAGAAUUCGGAUUCUACUCGGCUCCUUCGAACCAGCACUAUGGCUCCAGCUCUUCGAAUGGCAUGCAGUACGAGUAUGCAAACGGGGGAUUCUUUGGCCCAAAGGGAAUGAGUGGGGUAGACAGAUCAAUGAGUGGCCGUGUUGUCUCUCGUGAACCCAACCUGACUCCAAUCACCGAACGCUCGGAAUAUUCCAACCGCAACUCCGUCAUGAGCAUGACGAUGCCUGGUCACGGCUUCGCCACACCAGGUCAAAGCCCUGGACUGGCGCAACUGGCUAUGAUGGUGGACCGUGGCGACGACAUGUCCCUCUCUGCACUUCUUAGAUUGCGGUCGAAGGCCUGGGGAGGUUCACAGGUCAGUCUUGCCUCUAGCAAGGACGGGUCUCCCAAGUCAGAAAGAGGUGAUCUGCCAUUUUCAUCCUGGGCUGGCAAUUCCGGUGGUUACGCUGGUGCCAAUGGCUGGCAUGCCCGGAAGAACUCAGUUGUGUCCGCAACAGCGCCAGAAUCCGAGCCAGGAAGCAUCUCGGGGAGCCCGACGAUUACGAUGAGCCUUCCGAACCUUACCCGUACAGCCAUGGAACCGCCACCUUCGCAGCUGGGCACAAGGGAAUCAAGGCUAUCUGCCAUGUCCGAACCCAGCAAACACCAAGAGACGUCAGCGCUCGCCAACAAUAAACGCGUUUCCCUUUCAGCUUUCUCAGGCAUGAACGCGGCUGAUUGGACAAGGGGCCAGGAGCCAACUAGCCCAAGUAUUCCGACGCCGAGGCCCGGACAUCAACACCGACACUCUACAGAUAGCGUUUCGUACAUAAAGGAAGAAGACAGCGGCGAAACCCGUUGGGUCCUUGAGAGAAGACGAACAGGAGAUUCAGGGCAGGAAGUCUUGGAACGCGAGGUUGUCGAUGGUGGCCGCAUCUAG
Messenger RNA from Clonostachys rhizophaga, 3432 nucleotides. The record is from the annotation of a GenBank genome assembly. Lineage: Eukaryota; Fungi; Ascomycota; Sordariomycetes; Hypocreales; Bionectriaceae.